Molecule: messenger RNA, 1200 nt
Organism: Schistocerca americana (American grasshopper)
Lineage: Eukaryota; Metazoa; Arthropoda; Insecta; Orthoptera; Acrididae
Product: prostaglandin reductase 1-like
Exons: 3
Coding region: 1-1200 (399 amino acids)
Biological process (GO): prostaglandin metabolic process
Molecular function (GO): 15-oxoprostaglandin 13-reductase [NAD(P)+] activity
Source: RefSeq, a predicted model, not a curated record
AUGAAUGACGUCACAGAGGCGCUGAAGCAGGCGGCACCUGACAGCGUCGACGUGUACUUCGACAACGUGGGCGGCGAGAUGAGCAGCGCAAUCAUCAACAGCAUGCGAGAGUACGGUCGCAUCUCCGUGUGCGGCGCGAUAUCUGGAUACAACGAAUCUAAUCUCCCGAAGGCUACCAUCAUCCAGCAUGCUGCGGUGUUCAAGCAGCUCCGCAUGGAGGGAUUCACGUACAUGCGAUGGCACGACCGCUGGGGAGAGGGCAUCGGACAGCUGAUGCAGUGGAUCAGGGAGGGGAAAAUCAAGUACCACGAGACUGUUACCGAUGGCUUCCAGAACACUCCCAAAGCCUUUGUUGGCAUGCUGCAAGGAGAGAACCUAGGGAAAGCUGUUGUUAAAGUGACCCGCAUCGUGGAGAGCCGUGCGGCGGGCUUCCCAGUGGGGCGGUACGUGGUCGGCUACUGGGGGUGGCGCGACCGCACCGUGGCCGAUGUGGGGCCUGACGCUCCCUACUUCAUGUCUCCGGCCAUGCUGGUGCCAGACCUGGGGGAGCUGCCCCUCUCCCUCUCUCUGGGGGUGCUGGGCAUGCCCGGAAUCACGGCCUACUUUGGACUGCUGGAGGUUUGCAAGCCUAAGGAGGGAGAGGUCGCCGUAGUCAGUGGGGCAGCAGGUGCUGUGGGGUCCAUAGUCGAGCAGAUAGCGCGCCUCAAGGGGUGCAAAGUAGUUGGCUUCGCGGGAUUAGACGCUAAGGUGAAGUGGCUGAAAGAGGAGUUGGGAUUCCAUCACGCAUUUAACUACAAGACGAAUGACGUCACAGAGGCGCUGAAGCAGGCGGCACCUGACGGCGUCGACGUGUACUUCGACAACGUGGGCGGUGAGCUGAGCAGCGCAGUCAUCAACAGCAUGCGAGAGUGUUGCCGCAUCUCCGUGUGCGGCUCAAUAUCUGGAUACAACGAAUCUAAUCUCCCGAAGGCUACCAUCAUCCAGCCCGCAGCCAUAUUGAAGCAGCUCCGCAUGGAGGGGUUCCUGUAUUCACGGUGGCACGACCACUGGGAAGAGGGCAUUACCCAGCUGACGCAAUGGGUCCGAGAGGGAAAAAUCAAAUACUGUGAGACUGUAACAGAAGGGUUUCAAAACACCCCCAAAGCCUUCUCCGGUAUGCUGCAGGGUGACAACUUGGGGAAGGCUGUUGUUAAAUUGUGA